Messenger RNA from Aspergillus ibericus CBS 121593, 1040 nucleotides. Its product is annotated as putative short chain dehydrogenase. NCBI's taxonomy places the organism in Eukaryota, Fungi, Ascomycota, Eurotiomycetes, Eurotiales, Aspergillaceae. Bases 24 to 827 code for a protein of 267 amino acids. The record is from RefSeq and is a predicted model, not a curated record. The transcript has 2 exons.
CUUCUGUAUAUCCAUUACUCGCCAUGUCGAAAAUCGUCCUCAUCACCGGCUCCAACACGGGCAUCGGCCUCGAGAUUGUCAAGGCCCUCGCGGGGGCCAGCAAGCCCUAUACCAUCCUCAUGGGUGGACGAACCCCACAAAAGGUGCACGAUGCUAUCUCAACUGUUCAGAAACAGCUCCCUACGACUUCGAGCACAUUCACUCCAAUCCAAGUGGACAUCGAAUCAGAUGCCUCCAUUGACCAGGCCUUUGCUGAGGUGCAGUCCAAGUACGGCAAACUAGACAUCCUCGUCAACAAUGCCGGCGCCCAUUUCGACCAACAGCUCAUCACCGGCAAACUCGCCAUCAGCGCCCGGGAGAUGUGGAACAAAACGUGGAACGUCAACACCACCGGAACGCAUAUCCUGACCUCAACCUUUGCUCCUCUCUUGCUACAGGGCUCCGAUCCUCGCCUGCUAUUUAUCACCUCGGGCACAUCCACUCUAGCGGGGACGGAGGACCCAGCGAUCCCCUUGAACUGGGUUCCCCCCAAGGGCUGGCCCAAGACAGGCUUCAAUGCGCCUGCUUACCGCAGCGCCAAGACCGGUCUGAACAUGCUUAUGCGCGAGUGGUAUCGUUGGUUGAAAGAGGAUGGUGUCAAGGUGUUUGCCAUCUCGCCUGGGUAUUUGGCCACAGGAUUGGGCGGUGAUCCAGAUUUCUCGAGGAGGAUGGGGGCUCAGGAUCCGGCCAGUUCGAGUGUGGGUUCGUUCAUUCGCAGUGUUAUUGAGGGUCAGCGGGAUGCCGAUGCGGGAAAGGUGAUUAACAAGGAUGGCGUCCAGGAGUGGUAGUUUGGCGGAUUCUAAGCAAUCUGUUGGGUGGUAGUUUUGACAUGGACGCUGGUCACUGUUCGUUUGUAGAAUAAAUCCUUAGAUAGACAAAUCUCCCUUCACUGUUUACUUGAGCACGAUAGUGUAAGCGGCUAGCUGGUGAAUUGCAAAGGAGACUGGCAGACCUAUAUAGACAGUCCUGGGUGGGGAACAUCUUACCGGAUGGAGUACGAU